Messenger RNA from Mercurialis annua (annual mercury), 375 nucleotides. Its product is annotated as 50S ribosomal protein L23, chloroplastic. Lineage: Eukaryota; Viridiplantae; Streptophyta; Magnoliopsida; Malpighiales; Euphorbiaceae. Bases 1 to 375 code for a protein of 124 amino acids. Gene Ontology annotation, molecular function: rRNA binding; structural constituent of ribosome. Gene Ontology annotation, biological process: translation; ribosomal large subunit assembly. Gene Ontology annotation, cellular component: ribosome; cytosolic large ribosomal subunit. The transcript has 2 exons. The record is from RefSeq and is a predicted model, not a curated record.
AUGGGACCCUCCAAUAAGUCUAUUGGAAUUGGCUCUGUAUCAAUGGAAUCUCAUCAUCCAUACAUAACGAAUGUGUGGGAAGAAAAUAGAUUUAUGGAUGGAAUCAAAUAUGCAGUAUUUACAGACAAAAGUAUUCGGUUAUUGGGGAAAAAUCAAUAUACUUUUAAUGUCGAAUCAGGAUCAACUAGGACAGAAAUAAAGCAUUGGGUCGAACUCUUCUUUGGUGUCAAGGUAAUAGCUAUGAAUAGCCAUCGACUCCCGGGAAAGGGUAGAAGAAUGAGACCUAUUAUGGGACAUACAAUGCAUUACAGACGUAUGAUCAUUACUCUUCAACCGGGUUAUUCUAUUCCACCUCUUAGAAAGAAAAGAGCUUAA